AUUAGCAUCAAAGCAAAACGAAGGGAAGAGAAGAAGAUGGAAUUGAGUUUAGCGUCGACAUGUAUGCCACCGAGCUUGAAGUUGAAGUUCAACAAUGGCCUUUUCCACUCUCAAAUUCCCAUCUUCACAGCUUCAACCAAAAGCAAAAGAACAAAACGCAUGUUCAUCGUUAACGCCUCUACCACCAGACACACCUUGUCCUCUAACUGGCUCGUUUCCCCUGAUUUAUCUGCAUCAACCGCUACCCCAAGGCUUCCCAGAUUCGAAGAGCUCGACACCACCAACAUGCUUCUCCGUCAAAGGAUUGUCUUUUUGGGUUCUCAGGUGGAUGAUGUUACUGCGGAUUUUGUCAUUAGCCAGCUUUUGUUUUUGGAUGCUGAAGACCCAAAGAAAGACAUCAAGCUGUUUAUAAAUUCACCUGGUGGUUCUGUUACUGCUGGAAUGGGAAUUUAUGAUGCCAUGAAGUUAUGCAAGGCAGAUGUGUCAACUGUUUGCCUUGGGCUAGCUGCUUCCAUGGGUGCAUUUAUUCUUGCUACUGGUACAAAAGGCAAGAGAUAUUGUAUGCCAAAUUCAAGAGUUAUGAUCCAUCAGCCGCUUGGAACUGCUGGUGGAAAAGCUACAGAAAUGAGCAUUCGUAUAAGAGAAAUGGCAUAUCACAAGAUUAAGAUAAACAAGAUACUAUCAAGAGUUACAGGGAAGCCUGAAGAGCAGAUUGAAUUGGACACUGAUCGUGAUAAUUUUAUGAAUCCUUGGGAAGCAAAGGAGUAUGGUUUAAUUGAUGGUGUUAUUGAUGAUGGAAAACCAGGAUUAAUUGCACCAAUUGCAGAUGCAUCACCACCACCAAAAACUCGGGUAUGGGAUCAAUGGAAAGUUGAAGGAAGCCGUAAAGCCAAACAAAAUUUACCCUCAGAACAUAAGUUUUUGCAUAAUGCAUAUAAAGGAGGUCAGGGAAGUGAAGAUGAUAAAGGCACUGAACAAGAAGAGGAAACACCUGCUGCUGUAUGAGUUAGGGGACAAGGUUUGCGUUGCUUCUAUACUCAAUAGAUCUAUUUAUUUUAACUGAUUCAUCACUUGCACCAGAAGAUAAAAGGGAUGUUUCACUUUGUUAUAGUGGGUUAAUUACAUGUACGAUUCAGACUGUAUAUCAAAGUUAUCAAAAACUUCUUGUAUGCUUCAAGUGUUAGAUGCCUUAAUAUAAUGUUUUCUCUUCUGUGCU
Molecule: messenger RNA, 1216 nt
Organism: Gastrolobium bilobum
Lineage: Eukaryota; Viridiplantae; Streptophyta; Magnoliopsida; Fabales; Fabaceae
Product: ATP-dependent Clp protease proteolytic subunit 3, chloroplastic
Exons: 5
Coding region: 37-1005 (322 amino acids)
Biological process (GO): protein quality control for misfolded or incompletely synthesized proteins
Cellular component (GO): endopeptidase Clp complex
Molecular function (GO): ATP-dependent peptidase activity; ATPase binding; serine-type endopeptidase activity
Source: RefSeq, a predicted model, not a curated record